AUAAAUAACUUUCUCUCUAGUUCUCCAGUCUCGACUUCAUCAUGUCAAGAGUUCCCGACCCACUAACCGUUGGAAGAGUUAUAGGAGAAGUGGUGGACAACUUCACCCCAAGUGUUCAAAUGGAUGUAACUUACAACACCAACAAACAACUCGCCAAUGGCCAUGAGCUUAUGCCUCCAGUCAUCGCUGCUCGACCUCGGGUCAAUAUCGGCGGUGACGAUUUGAGAGCUGCUUUCACAUUAAUCAUGACAGAUCUUGAUGCUCCAAGCCCUAGUAACCCCUUCUUGAGAGAACACUUGCUCUGGAUGGUGACUGACAUCCCUGGUAUUACCGAUGCUUCAUUUGGGAAGGAAGUUGUUAGCUACGAGAGCCCAAAUCCGGCAGUCGGCAUCCACAGAUACAUAUUCGUACUGUUCAAACAGUUAGGAAGAAGAGCGGUGAGUCCACCGUCUUCGAGGGAUUACUUCAACACCAGAAGGUUCUCAAUCGAGAACGGUUUGGGCCUCCCAGUGGAAGCGGUGUACUUCAAUGCCCAUAGAGAAACUGCCGCAAGAAGAAAAUGACUAUGGCAGGCGGCAUCCGUGGUCCAUAGUCCAUACAUAAUAAUAUAUAGAUAU
Molecule: messenger RNA, 617 nt
Organism: Hibiscus syriacus
Lineage: Eukaryota; Viridiplantae; Streptophyta; Magnoliopsida; Malvales; Malvaceae
Product: CEN-like protein 1
Exons: 4
Coding region: 42-563 (173 amino acids)
Biological process (GO): flower development; vegetative to reproductive phase transition of meristem
Source: RefSeq, a predicted model, not a curated record